Messenger RNA from Chaetomium strumarium, 1026 nucleotides. RefSeq lists its product as uncharacterized. Gene Ontology annotation, cellular component: mitochondrial inner membrane. The transcript has 2 exons. Gene Ontology annotation, biological process: protein insertion into mitochondrial inner membrane from matrix. Gene Ontology annotation, molecular function: membrane insertase activity. The annotation marks the transcript as partial. The record is from RefSeq and is a predicted model, not a curated record. Lineage: Eukaryota; Fungi; Ascomycota; Sordariomycetes; Sordariales; Chaetomiaceae.
CGCCAGUUCUCUAUCACCCCCUUCAUCACGAGUGCCAUCUCGUCCGCCGAGACCGUCCUCACCACCCUGCACUCGGUAACCGCCACACCAUGGUACAUCACCAUCCCACUCUUCGCCCUGACACUCAAUCUAUUCACCCGCCUGCCGGCGGUGAUCUACUCGCGGCGCGUGGCGGUGCGGCGCGCCACACUCCAGCUGCAGCCGCUGGAGCGGGCGUAUGUGGUGCGGUUGAGGAGCGAGCUGAUCCGGGACAUGGCGGAGGAGGUAAAGACGAAUAAUGGGAGUAGUCACAGAUCAAGUCUGGCGACAUUGGACAAGCGGAAGAGGCUGUUAUUGAAAGCGAACAAUCAGGAGACCGCGCGGCGGAAUAAGCGGUGGGGCGUGCAGAGGUGGAAGGAUUGGGUGCCCUCUCUCAUGGUGUUUCCCUUCUGGGUGGUCGGGAUUGAGGCGCUGCGGAGGAUGUGUGGUGGGCCGAGGGGGCUGCUGGGCACGUUUGUUCUUGGGCCGCCGAAGAAGCAGCCCGAGGCGGAUGGUGCGGUUGCUCCUGGGGGGUCUUCGGGGGGAGGAGUGGGAACGGGUGGAAUCGAGGGUCAAGUGCACGAGACGCUGGCCAGCGCUGUCUCCGGCGUCGGCGCCGAUACUUCGAUGGCGACGGGCGGCUGUCUCUGGUUUCCUGACCUCAUGGUGGCGGAUCCAUACCAUGUCCUGCCGCUUGCCCUGUCUGCUAUCCUCGUGAUGAAUCUGGUGCCGAAGUCGCAGGUUGGGCUAAGGGCCCUGCUCAAUUUGGAUACCCCGCCGGAAGCCACGGUGGCCACGUCCAAGUGGCGCCUGCGGAUGCACAGGGGAUUCCUGGUUGUCGCUACGUCCGCCGGCUUCCUCACGAUGGACCUGCCGGCCGCCUUGCAUCUGUAUUGGGUCACCUCGGCAGCACUGACGUGGGCCCAAACUUCGAUCGUAUGGAAGCUGAUGCCGCUUCCCAAGCAGGUCCCUCCAGCCAAACCAAAGGAGCGGCCUAUUGUUCCACCG